AUGGAGGAGGAGCGUCGGCGAACUCAGAGCCUGAUUGGCUACUCGGGGUCCGAAGCCGACGCCCUCUCGGUUCCAGACUUCGCCCCUAGAUACGCCACGGUCUGCCGCAGCAGCUCGACUCGGAGCUCCGACCCCAACGACGCGACUGUCAACCGCAGCCAAUCGUCAGUCACGCUGCGGCCCAGGAGGAAAGGCCGGCCCCCGACUCCGCCCAAACGGUCGUGUUCCUCCAUCUCCGGGGGCGACGGGCUAGGGGAGGGGCUGGGGGGCCUGCUGGGGGUAGAAGGGUUCAGGGAGAGGCGAGCCAGCGACUGUGGAGGGCUGGCAGAGAGGAGGAGGAAGGAGGAGGAGGGGGAGGGGGGGCUGGUGAGGUCAGAAGGGGCGGGGGGGAGCGUCCGGAGCAUCGCCGCCAUGUUGGAGACAUCGAUGGGAGGAGUUGGACCAGGAGGGGGAGGGGCCAAGACCCUGCCCAGAACCAUGAGGGGAAGCGGCAGCUACCUCAACCCUCCACAGGUGAGUCUAGCGGCGCUGCGGCGCCAGGCCGGGUCAGGUGGUCUGGGGUCUGAUGAUGACGACGUCGUGAAUCGCCGUCGGACCAUCAGCGGUCCGCUCACCGACCAGACAGAUUCCGCCCAGAUCCAGUCCCCACGGCAACAUACUGAGCUAUGCCCAGAACCACGCCCACGCUCCACAGUCGCCACGCCGACAGGAGAAGGGCUUAUUACGGAUGGAACAGCGACCAUCAACCGAAGGAGGAAGCCCCCCCCCCUCCACUAUUCUGACGGAGAGAAGUUCCAUCUGACGGAGACAGACACCAUUCGGCGACGCCCACGCAGCCGCGAGCACAGCCACGACCAAUCAGACGACAGCACAACCAGCAGCAGCCAACCAGAGAUUAGCAUAACCAGCAUCGACCAACCAGCGAGUGGCACACCUGGCAGCAGCCAACCAGAGAUUAGCAUAACCAGCAUCGACCAACCAGCGAGCGGCACACCUGGCAGUGGCCAACCAGACAUUAGCAGGAAGAGCAUUGACCAACCAGAGAGCAGCGCGCCAGGCAUUGACCAAUCCCAUCGCAGCCUGUUGGCCCCCCAGCAGCUGAACGGAGGGGUCGACCAAUCACAGCGCGUCGUCCUGCGGAGGCGGCCUUUGUCGGAGGCUGAGGCGGCCUCUCGCAGGGAGAGCUGUGAUAGGCCAGAAGUCAGGAAGCCGCUGAAGCCACCGGUGUCGCCCAAACCCUCGAUGGCGGCUGUGAGGAGACAACAGCAGGACCCCCCCACCCCGACCAGACGCGUCCCCCUGCCUGGACCUGAAGCUGACAGUCCUGACGCGUCCCCCUGCCUGGACCUGAAGCUGACAGUCCUGGUGAGUUUAACCCCUGACCCCUGA
Molecule: messenger RNA, 1389 nt
Organism: Coregonus clupeaformis (lake whitefish)
Lineage: Eukaryota; Metazoa; Chordata; Actinopteri; Salmoniformes; Salmonidae
Product: caskin-1-like
Exons: 4
Coding region: 1-1389 (462 amino acids)
Source: RefSeq, a predicted model, not a curated record